GGAUAUUGGCACACCCCUGUCGACUGCGACAUCGAAUCCGACCUGGAGUGCGGCCCUGAUGUUUUUGCCGCGCUUUCUUAGAGAAAAAAAAAAACAAAAAGUCAGUGUGAAUUAGAUCUCUGUACAAGACAGUAGCAUAAAUAAAACCUUUGUAUUUUCGUAAAAAGUAAAAUGUAUUUCCGCGUUUAAUUACAGUCCAUUGGCUCCGAAACAUAUUUUGGACCUUCUCAGCCGGAUGGAGAAGCUCAUCUGCAAGCGAAAUGCGCUUAUAGCUCGGGUGAAAGCGGAGCUUUCGGUCGUAAAAGACCUCCACCUGCGGAAACCUUCCCGAAGCGAGGUUAUGGAUCGGCUGGACCAGCUCAAAGAGACAGCGGUCAGCUUCCGAGUUAUUCAAGCCGAAAUCGAGGAAAACCAGGAGGAUCCAGCAGCGAUUGCUUCAGUUUUCAAUGUGCGAGAGGACUUUUUCGGAGCUUUCUACAAGGCGAGAGAUGCCCUCGAGGAUUUGAUCGAGGAGGAGCAAUCAACGUGCAGCCAGCGUACGAAUGCAGAACCCGACGAUUGGAGGGAAGCGAUGAAGCUGCUCAUGGAGACGCAGCGGCAAAUGCUCCUGAAUCAGUCAACGUUGUUCAGAACUGCCGGCACUUCGCUGGCGCAAAAUGGCGGCGAGCUGGUUGACUAUGCUGUCAGAAGCGGCGAACAGGCAUCGAGUUGUGUACCCCAAGUGCGGUUGCCAGCAAUAAACAUUCCCCCUUUCAACGGCGAACGCAAAAACUGGAUGACCUUCAAGGACCUCUACGUGUCAACCAUCCACAAUCGGAAGGAUAUUUCGGAUUCCUUGAAGAUGCAGUACCUCUUAUCUUAUUUGAAAGGAGACGCAAAGCAGCUGGUCAACAAAUUCACCAUUUCCAGUGCCAACUAUGCGAAUGCGUGGGACACGCUCACCGGUCAUUACGACAAAAAGCGUUACACGGUUUUCGCCUUAGUACGGGAAUUUAUGGAUCAGCCGGGAAUCACACAAGCUUCAUCGCAAUCACUCAACAAACUCGCCUCGACGCUCGACGAAGUGGUCCAGCAGCUGGAUACGCUGGGGAUCGAAUAUCAAGGCCGAGACCCGUGGCUGAUCUACUUGACGCUGGAAAAACUGGACAACGAAACUCGUGCUGGUUGGUCGGAGAAGGUGGUCGACAACGAGAAUCCCACCUUCGAGGAAUUGAUGGAGUUCGUGAAGAAGAGGUGUGAGAUGCUCGAGACAUGCUCGGCAUUCUCGAAGAAAGCAACCGGAGAAGUGCUAAGAAAAGAACAAUCAAAAGUGAGUGAGAAAAAAGUGAAAGCAUUAGUGGCAAUGACCACGGACAAAAAGUGCGCGAAGUGUUCCAGUGAACACGCUACGUUUGUGUGUGAAGAAUUCAAGAAAAUGAACCUGAAAGAAAGAAGAGGAUUCGCACAGGAGGCAAACCUGUGCUUCAACUGCUUGCGGGCGUCCCAUUCAGCGAAAUCAUGUUUGUCGAAGUCGGUGUGCCGUACGCAGGGUUGUGGACAACGCCACCACACCUUGUUGUGUCCGAAUGUGAGUAAGGAAAAUGACGCCCCAGCAGACAACACGGUGAAGAGUGAAUCGCCAAAUUCGUCAGCCAAGGAGGAGCAGAUAGUUACUUCGUUGACGGUUGCCGUCGAUACCAAGCCGUCGAUUCCGGUGUUCCCGACCGCGGUAGUACAAGUGCGCAAGGACGACGGUACAUUUGGCCGUGUCAGAGUGCUGAUCGACUCCGGCGCCCAAGCGUCGAUGGUAACGGAAGACUGCGUGCGAAAGCUGGGACUCGUAAGGCGUAACGGAAAAGUAGUGGUUACUGGUAUUGGCCAGCAAGCUGCCGGUACCACUCGCGGCGUCGUCACGUUGCACCUCGCCUCGCGAUUCAACGAAAAUGUUGUCAUCACGACAAGCGCCUACGUCCUCGGUAAACUAACGUCCACUCUCCCAUCGCAACGAUUCAACAUCGGGAACAUGAAGCUUCUGGAGAACGUUAAAGAGAUGGCAGAUCCCACUUUCAAUAAGCCCGGACCAAUUGACGUGAUUUUAGGAGCAGACGUCUUUCUUGCUCUCUUGGAGGGAGGUCAGGUCAAAGACGAAAGCGGCCAAACGGUGGCCCAGAGUACUGUUUUCGGCUGGAUCGCAGCAGGACGAUACGACGAAGCAGAAGUAAUGCAAGGAAAUCACGCCAUAGUCAGUCUGCACACGGAGAUGGAUCUCAAUCGAACGCUGCAACAGUUCUGGGAGUACGAGGAAAUCUUCAAGCCACCCCCGUUCACCUCCUCGGAAACGAAGGUCAUCGAACAUUUCGAUUCGACUACGCAACGCGAUGCUACCGGGCGCUUCAUCGUGAAACUACCAUUCGACGAUUCGAAGCCCGCCCUUGGUGAAUCCCUGUCGGCUGCAACGAAGAGGCUCAUGUCCAUGGAAAGGCGGUUCGCAUCCAACCCGGAGUUCCAUCAGGAGUACGUGAACUUCAUGCGUGAGUAUUUGGAGCUCAACCACAUGGAACUAGUUCCGGCAGACCAGCUGGAGAAACAGACCUCGGAGCACUACUAUUUACCGCACCACGCGGUGAUCAAGGCGACGAAGCUGCGCGUCGUUUUUGACGGCUCGUGCGGUACAUCUACCGGCGUAUCCCUUAACGAUCGAUUGUUGGCAGGACCGAACAUCAAUACCGACUUGCUGUCGGUACUAUUGCGUUUUCGUUCCUACAAGGUGGCAUUUAGCGCAGAUAUCGCGAAAAUGUACCGCCAGGUGGUGGUGAGCGAAGACGAUCGCGAUUUCCAGCGUGUUGUGUGGCGUGAAAACACAGAUCUUCCGAUACAGCACUAUCGCCUUUCUACGGUGACAUAUGGAACGAAGACAGCUCCCUACCUUGCAAUUCGAGCCAUGAGAGAGUCCGCCAAGGACUAUACAUCGACACAUCCAGCAGCAGUUGAGCGUAUCGUUCACGACUUCUAUGUGGAUGAUCUGCUUUCAGGAGCCAACAACGAAGAAGAAGCAGCGUGCAUCAAGCAGGAAAUAAGCGAUAUUCUGUCCAAGUCCGGUUUCGAACUGCGAAAAUGGUCCUCAAGCUGCCCUAAUCUGGUACAGGACGAUUCUCCUGCAUCAGUACCGGUGAAGCUUUCGGAUGAAGCAGAUGCAGUUAAGGCGUUGGGAAUUCAUUGGUAUCCGAACGACGACCAAUUCGGGUUCAAGGUCAACCUUCCCAUCAAUGCGAUCAACACCAAACGCCAGAUGAUAUCGGAUGCAUCGAAGCUAUUUGACCCGUUUGGUUGGUUGGCACCUGUGAUCGUUAAAAUCAAGAUUUUGUACCAAUACCUUUGGCUGUACGAUGUCAACUGGGAUGAUCCCUUGCCCACCGCCAUCGAGUCGGAAUGGGUCGAAAUUAAGCAACAACUUCGUCAGUUGGAAACGAUACGGAUCCCAAGAUUCGUAACUCAUAACCGUGGCAAACUCCAACUGCACGGUUUUUCGGACUCGUCUGAGCAGGCCUACGCUGCCGUCGUAUACUCGCGGUGCAUUGAUGACGAAGGAAACAUCACGGUUGUACUGGUUGCCGCAAAAUCUCGUGUGGCCCCUAUUAAGCAAGUGUCACUGCCACGAUUGGAAUUGAAUGGUGCACUGCUACUUACCGAGCUCAUGAAGAAGGUGUCUGAGGCCUUGCCGAAUCUGGAAAUCGAACAUUUUGCCUGGACUGAUUCCACUAUUGUGCUACAAUGGUUAUCGUCGCACCCUCGUUCGUGGAAAACAUACGUAGCAAACCGAACGUCUGCUAUUCUCGAGUUCCUGCCUCGUGACCGGUGGCGCCACGUCAACAGCGAGUCAAAUCCCGCGGAUUGUGCUUCACGUGGGAUCUCUCCAAGCGAACUUGUUCAUCACAAGCUGUGGUUCCAUGGCCCGGAAUGGCUUAGCGCUGACGAGUCGGAAUGGCCAUCGAAUGCAGUUCAGCCUGUUCUCAGCGACGAACUACCGGAAGCAAGAAACAUGAAAAUCAUGCAUACCACCGAAACCUCAGUCAUUCCGUUUCGGGACAACUACUUGGUCGAGCAGCAAUUGCUCGAAAGGCGCUCCAGAUUCAACCUCAUCGUACGUUCGCUGGCUUGCGUCAACCGAUUCGUCCACAACAUUAAAUCUCGAACCGAACAGCGAUACAUCGGGCAGCUGGUUCCAAGUGAAAUCCAUCAAGCCAAGCUGCAGCUACUACGGGCUGCUCAACAUGAGGUUUUCGCACCUGAAAUAAAGAUACUUCGAAGUGCAGUAAUCAAUCAGCAGUUUUGGAUCGUAGGUUGUCAGACGGUGGUACGAGACGUAGUACGUGGAUGCACCCGAUGUGUUCGUUUGAAGGGUAAAACAGCAACACAACUGAUGGGAAACCUGCCCCCGGCGAGAGUUUUGGCGACAAGAGCAUUUGCGUAUGUUGGCAUUGACUACGCAGGGCCACUCAAAAUCAAGGCUGGCUGCGUUCGAGGCGUUAAAGUCAGCAAAGGGUACAUCGUGGUCUACGUGUGCCUAUCAACUCGUGCAGUACAUUUGGAGGCAGCGAGCGACAUGUCCACAAACACUUUCAUCAGCACCCUGAAGCGGUUUGUGUCAAGACGCGGUUAUCCAAAUGAAAUCCGAUCAGAUAAUGGUACCAAUUUUAUUGGUGCAGACCGUGUUCUGCGAGAAUUCGUAGAUCAGAUCCAAUCACACACCAAGGAUGCAGAACGAUAUCUUUCUAACCUCGGAAUCAAAUGGGUGUUUAACCCCCCGUCGGCGCCCCACAUGGGAGGCAUUUGGGAGGCGGCCGUCAAGAGCGUGAAGUGCCACCUGGUAGCGGAAUUUGGGACAGAAGCAACAACGUUCGAAGACUUGACAACGAUAUUGUGCCAAAUCGAAGCCUGCCUCAACAGUCGACCAUUGUGUCCAUUAUCAAGUAAUCCGGACAGCUGCGAGGCACUAACCCCCGGCCAUUUUCUGGUCGGCCAACCGCUGAACCUAAUUCCGGAACCUGACGUUCGGCAUAUUCCACGGAAUCGCUUGGAUCAAUGGCAGGACAUGCAACACCGUUCCGUGCAAAUCUGGUCGCGUUGGAAGGAUGAAUAUCUCGCCAGUUUGCAGCCACGCACCAAGUGGCGUUCCGUUCACACCAACAUUUCGGUGGGCCAGUUGGUGCUAGUAAAGAACGACAACGCUCCGCCCACCCAGUGGGAAUUAGCACGUGUUCAGGAGGUCCACCCGGACGCGUCUGGCGUAGUACGAACAGUUACGCUGCGACGUGGUACUACUGUUUAUCAGCGACCUAUCCACAAGUUUUGCGUGCUUCCUGUAAAUUGA
This is a messenger RNA of Aedes albopictus (Asian tiger mosquito), 5350 nucleotides long. RefSeq lists its product as uncharacterized. Gene Ontology annotation, molecular function: nucleic acid binding. The record is from RefSeq and is a predicted model, not a curated record. The transcript is spliced from 2 exons. The coding region runs from base 236 to 5350 and encodes 1704 amino acids. Lineage: Eukaryota; Metazoa; Arthropoda; Insecta; Diptera; Culicidae. Gene Ontology annotation, biological process: DNA integration.